AUGGCGCAGCGGAGGGCGGCGGAGCGCGGGCCUUGCCAAGCGGCGGCGGAGAGUUCCAGGCACCAGCGGCAGCUUCUGGAAGGGAAAGCUCAGGCAGAAGGUGGAUCAGCUCGGACCUCGUUCCUUAUUUUAGUGUCUAUCUUCUCAUCAGCUGCUUUCCUUAUGUUCCUGGUAUAUAAAAAUUUCCCACAACUUAGUGAAGAAGAAAGAGAAUGUAUAAAGGUUCCUAGAGAUAUGGAUGAUGCAAAGGCCUUGGGAAAAGUCCUGUCCAAAUAUAAGGACACAUUUUAUGUUCAAGUAUUAGUGGCUUAUUUUGCCACAUACGUUUUCUUGCAAACAUUUGCUAUCCCUGGGUCUAUAUUUCUCAGUAUCCUGUCAGGGUUUCUUUAUCCCUUUCCGCUGGCCUUAUUUCUUGUUUGUCUGUGCUCAGGACUUGGAGCUUCAUUCUGCUAUAUGCUUUCGUACCUAGUGGGACGUCCUGUUGUGUACAGAUAUUUAACAGAAAAAGCAGUAAAAUGGUCAGAACAGGUUGAACGACACAGAGGACACCUCAUUAACUACAUAAUAUUUUUGAGAAUAACACCUUUUCUUCCCAACUGGUUUAUCAAUAUAACAUCUCCUGUAAUUAAUGUGCCAUUGAAAGUAUUUUUCAUUGGCACUUUUCUAGGUGUGGCACCACCGUCUUUUGUAGCCAUUAAGGCAGGAACAACGCUGUACCAACUUACAACAGCAGGGGAAGCUGUUUCCUGGAACUCUGUUUUUGUUCUCAUGAUUCUAGCCAUCCUCUCCAUCCUACCAGCUGUCUUCCAGAAGAAACUGAAACAGAAGUUUGAAUAGGAUCAAACUGGACCAGAAUUUCCCAUGCUUCAUCUCAGGAUCAGCACUUCUGAUAUUUGUAUAUUUGCUUUUCUAUUGGAUCUUAAGCAAUUAAAGGGGAGGCUUGUAAUUGAUACGAAUGUCUUUAAAUGAACACAUGGCCUAAAAUAGAAGGAACUGUGUUCAGAAAUGUACUGCAUAUAGUUUUGUAACCAAACCAUCAGUGUUUUACUUUAGGAGGGUGUGUGUGUGGAGCCUCAAGAUGAGGGAAGUGAAAACACAGAUGUAACAUUUUGCUCUGAUUAUCUGCAGAGCAAAAAUUGUCAGGUAAACCACAGAUAAUGCUUUCUAAAACUUGCAGGAAAAACUCCUUAAUUAUUCAGUCCAAUUUUGUAACAUUCUCUGUAGGCUUGCACAUGAUCUGGUCUGAGUACAUUUCUCAUCAACAAUAUUUCUUUUUUUUGCCUUUUGGAGUUCCAGAAUAAUAUCAUAAUGUAAUAACGGUGCUCACUCAGAAACAAAGGUUUUUUGCAGUACUUUAACUACAAUGAUAUUCUCAUCCUGAUUGUUUACUUCUAUUUAUUAGUGCUGUGUGGAUUUAAAUACUUGAACCUACAUCCACUUUACUAACUGGAUUAAUAAAGGCAAAGUGUCACAUCAUUCCCUCUCAUCCUCUGUAAAGUUUUAUUCUGGGAGAAGAUGUAGGAAGGGAGAGAGCAGGUUAGAAUUUUUAUCGUGGCUGGCUGAUGAUUUUGAAGUUCUAAUUUUAAUUUUUUAAUGUUGAUUAUUUUGCCAAUAUUUCACUUGCUUAGAUUUAUCCUGCCAAUUUAAGAAAAUGAUCAGAUGAUUAUAUAAAAGUCUCAGUUGUCAAGUGAUUUAAAAAUGUAUAACUUUAAGCAGUGUAAUAUUACCAUUUCUCAAGCAAUAUGUAAAGAGUAUAAAAUUUUCCAUUGCAGCUCAAUUAGCUAGAAAUGUCCAUAAUGCUCAAAGCAUCACAUAACAGAAGACUCAUGUGUCAGUGUAUAUAAAAUUGAAAGGAUGGUUCCAUUGUCUGGUAGGUCAGUAACUGGCAGUGGACAACCAGCUAUGAUUCACCUUUAAGUAUAUAUACUCACUCAAUAAGGUAUAUGAUACCUCCCUUUGUAUGCUUUUAACUGUUGUAGUUUGUUGUAUUGUCAGUGGAAUAGUGUAAAAUGAGGCCCUGAUCAGCAAGGAAAUGGGGUGCGCCUGUAAGUUUUUACCCUACUGAAACCAGUGCUGCUCGUAUGCUUUAAGUUGGUGCCCCUGAAGUAUCUUGCUGAAAUGGGAGUUGACAUAUUAGCAUGUGCUCCAGUUCAAGAGUUUAUUUGUCUGUAUCCUCAUUUUAAGUCAUCAUAUGAUAGAUCAUUGAGAUGUAAGAGAACAGUUCCAUAAAUGUGAUAAUAUGAAAGGUACUGGUACCUUAAAGGGUUUUGUUCUUUUUGUAACAUAAUCUUAAUUGACUCCUUCAUUUUGUCGCAGUAUUACAUGUAAAUAUAUAGUAAAUAUUACUGAUACACUAUUUGUCUUUUAUUUAAAUCUGGGCUGCACAGUAAAUGGUAUUUUUUACAUAGUUAUAUAAAGGAAUUCAUAUCACUUCUGUUUGCAAGUUUAUUACAAGAUCAUUUCGCUUCAGCAAUUGUUUUGUUAUUUAGAAUUUACUCUAGAAGUGUACUUUAUUGGCAUUUAAAACUGAACAGUGGUUAUUUUUAUUGCUGCAGAUCUAAUCUCAGAGGUCAUCUACCCAGGGGAUUUAUUCCAUAGUAAACUUGAGUGUGAAUUUAACUGUUGUGAGCAAGUGUCCCCUGGACUAUCAAGUGUGAAGUUGCUGUAGAUUUACAGCCUACUUUUCUGCAUAGUUAAUUUUUCAUGCAGAUGAAUUCUCAGAAUACAUUACCUACUACUUAUUGUCCAGUGGCUUUUCUCAAAAAUUUGUCUCAAUUUCUAGUCAAUAGCAGAUGCUGUGGUAAAAUCCCUUCUAUGCUGUAUAAAGCCAAUGUUCUGGUGGAACCUUGAUGCUAAAGAAGGAACUGAAGUAUGUUUCAAUUUAAUGUGAAUCACGCUAUCACUUGACACUUUCAUUGCAUUAUAUUUCACUGUGUAGAAGGGAUCAGGCCAUGUUACUGAAAAACCUGUUGUGUUUCAGCCAUAGACUGGGUUCCCAUCACAGACCUUAAAAAGGUUGAAAAUACGGUUCUUCCCCUUUGUAAAACCUUAGCGGUUUUUUUUAACCUGUCCCUUCUGUGUUUAUCUUCAGCUGCCAAGGGCCUCGGGCAGUUUCCUACCCUAUGAGGACUACUUCUGAGGGUUGUGAAGGGUAAGGAAGGCCUUGUGAAAAAGGCAAAAACGAACUGUGCUGUGGAAUACUGUCGUAGCCUACUCUUUCCUGUAGGGAAUUCAGCAGGUGAUCCAAGAGAUAGCCAUAACAUUUUGACAGGAAAACAGUGUCUACCAUGAAACAAACCUGGAAACAAGGAAGAUGUUUGGUUUUUAAUUGCAAGGAAUUUUGAGUUGUUAGAUGACAUGUUUAUCUUUUGGAAUAUUUUGAUACCUGCAUGACAUCAUU
Molecule: messenger RNA, 3400 nt
Organism: Gavia stellata (red-throated loon)
Lineage: Eukaryota; Metazoa; Chordata; Aves; Gaviiformes; Gaviidae
Gene: TMEM41B
Product: transmembrane protein 41B
Exons: 7
Coding region: 1-837 (278 amino acids)
Cellular component (GO): endoplasmic reticulum membrane
Source: RefSeq, a predicted model, not a curated record